Molecule: messenger RNA, 1949 nt
Organism: Camelus dromedarius (Arabian camel)
Lineage: Eukaryota; Metazoa; Chordata; Mammalia; Artiodactyla; Camelidae
Gene: AGPAT4
Product: 1-acylglycerol-3-phosphate O-acyltransferase 4
Exons: 9
Coding region: 335-1471 (378 amino acids)
Cellular component (GO): endomembrane system; mitochondrial outer membrane
Molecular function (GO): 1-acylglycerol-3-phosphate O-acyltransferase activity
Source: RefSeq, a predicted model, not a curated record
GCUUUUUCUUUCCAGUGUUGGCUGACUUACAGCUCCUAUAAACUAGUGGCAAUUUCUGCACCCCAGCCUGCUCCCUUUCAGUUUGUGGUUUCUAAGUCCAUGUGUCCAGGGCGGCCAGAAAGGAGGUAUGUGCGGUGCGUGCGAUUUCCAGGCGACUUCACCUCUGGGCGUGGCGGAUGUGUGUAUCCCUCUCGCUCUCACUGUUAUCCUCUCCUUGGCUGGAUUUCAUUAAAGCCUCUGGAAGGGGCGCAUCCCUGAGUCCCGGGCCUUCUUCCCCUCUGGAGGUGCUGUCCUGCGGGUGUUUAUCUUUCGGGGGUAAGAGCAACCGCACAUCAUGGACCUCGUCGGGUUGCUGAAGUCUCAGUUCCUGUGCCACCUCGUCUUCUGUUACGUAUUUAUCGCCUCGGGGCUAAUAGUCAACACCAUUCAGCUCCUCACGCUCCUCCUCUGGCCGAUUAACAAGCAGCUCUUCAGGAAGAUAAACUGCCGGCUGUCUUACUGCGUCUCCAGCCAGCUGGUGUUGCUGCUGGAGUGGUGGUCGGGCACGGAGUGCGUCAUCUACACAGACCCCCAGGCUUACCCUAAGUACGGGAAGGAGAACGCCAUCGUUGUUCUGAACCACAAGUUUGAGAUCGACUUUCUCUGUGGUUGGAGCCUGGCCGAACGCUUCGGGGUCUUAGGGGGCUCCAAAGUCCUGGCCAAGAAGGAGCUGGCCUACGUCCCCAUCAUCGGCUGGAUGUGGUACUUCACCGAGAUGGUCUUCUGCACGCGCAAGUGGGAGCAAGACCGCAAGACUGUCUCCAAGAGCCUGCUGCACCUGCGGGAUUACCCUGAGAAGUACUUCUUCCUGAUCCACUGUGAGGGCACCCGGUUCACAGAGAAGAAGCACCAGAUCAGCAUGCAGGUGGCCCAGGCCAAGGGGCUGCCCAGCCUGAAGCACCACCUGCUGCCUCGCACCAAGGGCUUCGCCGUCACCGUGAGGAGUUUGAGAAAUGUAGUUUCAGCUGUAUAUGACUGUACACUCAAUUUCAGAAAUAAUGAAAAUCCAACACUGCUGGGAGUCCUCAAUGGAAAGAAAUACCACGCAGAUUUAUACGUUAGGCGCAUCCCUUUAGAAGAAGUCCCGGAGGAUGAGGCCGAGUGCUCAGCCUGGCUGCACAAACUCUACCAGGAGAAGGACGCCUUCCAGGAGGAGUACGCCCGCACCGGCACCUUCCCCGAGACGCCCAUGGUGCCCCCGCGCAGGCCCUGGACGCUCGUCAACUGGCUCUUCUGGGCCUCGCUGCUGCUCUACCCGUUCUUCCGCUUCCUGGUCAACAUGGUCAGCAGCGGCUCCUCGCUGACGCUGGCCGGCGUCAUCCUGCUCUUCUUCGUGGCUUCCAUGGGGGUCCGAUGGAUGAUCGGCGUCACAGAAAUUGACAAGGGCUCCGCCUACGGCAACAUGGACAACAAGCAGAAACACAGCGACUGACCCAGGACGCGUCACCAUCCAAAGGGGACCUUGGGGGACUGGCAGAUGCUGCCAUCGUCCUUGGUGGGACCCAGCGAAAGCUGGGUGAGCCCCUGCUGGGGAGGCAGGGGGUUCGGUCUCAGCGCCAGAUGGGGAGGAAGAUGAGCUUAAACCUUUUCCCCCACGUGCUUCAGUGGGCUUCGGUCCUUUCUUUCCCCGCGAGUUUGUGUGUGUGUGUGCGUGUGCGUAAGAGAAAGAACACAUACGAGUGAGAAUGAUGUGUGGGUGAGUGUGACCAUUCAGAGGGUAUGUGAGGUGCAGGGGGAGAGUAGAAAUGGGGAACACGGUGGAGUGUUCACUUUGAUCCUUUGGUGCUGAGUUUUCUGUAACCCUGGAUUGCCAGAGGCAGAGUAAAAGGCACUUUAGGUAAAAUGACUAAAUUUUGCCUCCCCCCAACCAAAAAAAAAUAUUAAAGUGUUUGGCUCCUCUGGUGUGUUCA